AUGGCCCUGGCUGGAGUGCGAGUGAUUGAGCUGGCUGGUCUGGCCCCGGCGCCAUUUUGUGGUAUGGUCCUGGCGGAUUUCGGGGCCAGCGUGAUCCGGGUCGACCGCACCAAAGCUGGGGUCACGGUGGACACCCAGGGGAGAGGGAAGCGUUCUGUGGCCAUCGACCUGAAGACCCCUGCGGGAGUCGGCCUCCUCAAGAAGCUCUGUGUCCAGUCAGACGUGGUCCUGGAACCGUUUCGGAAAGUUCUGUUGGAAAAGCAUGCCUUUGAGAGAAGGAUACGAUGGAUUUCUCUGCCCUGCCCAGAUCCUGAAUGGACAGGUAAGGACCCUUGA
Messenger RNA from Knipowitschia caucasica, 336 nucleotides. NCBI's taxonomy places the organism in Eukaryota, Metazoa, Chordata, Actinopteri, Gobiiformes, Gobiidae. The record is from the annotation of a GenBank genome assembly.